AUUGAUCAUGAACCAUUAUCUCUUUCCAGGAUGUCUUCUGGUGCUUUAUUUCCAAGCCUGGUGCCAGGCUCUCGGGGCUCAUCUAGCAAAUACUUGGUAGAAUUCCGUGCAGGAAAGAUGUCUUUGAAAGGCAGCACGGUGACACCAGACAAAAGGAAAGGUCUUGUAUACAUCCAGCAAACAGAUGAUUCCCUCAUCCAUUUCUGUUGGAAAGACAGGACUUCUGGGAAUGUGGAGGAUGACUUAAUUAUUUUUCCUGAUGACUGUGAAUUUAAGAGGGUGCCUCAGUGUACUACUGGCCGUGUAUAUGUGCUGAAGUUCAAGGCGGGAUCCAAGAGACUCUUCUUCUGGAUGCAGGAACCCAAGACUGAGAAAGAUGAAGAGCACUGUCGUAAGGUGAAUGAGUACCUUAACAAUCCACCAAUGCCUGGAGCUCUGGGUGGUAGUGGAAGUGGAGGUCAUGAACUCUCUGCCCUCGGAGGUGAAGGUGGCUUGCAGAGCCUUCUAGGAAAUAUGAGCCACAAUCAGCUCAUGCAGUUGAUUGGACCAACUGGCUUAGGAGGACUUGGUGGGCUUGGUGCCCUGACAGGUCCAGGUCUGGCGAGUCUGCUUGGAAGUGGAGGGCCGGCAACAAGUAGCUCUUCGUCAAGCUCCCGCAGCCAGUCUGCAGCCGUGACACCGUCUUCCAGUACUUCCUCCACACGGGUAACGCCGGCGGCUCCUACGGCUCCCGCAGCUGCCUCUGCCACCAGUCCGAGUCCCGCUCCAAGCUCAGGAAACGGGACCAGCACAGCAACAAGCCCUACCCAGCCCAUCCAACUGAGUGACCUCCAAACGAUCUUAGCAACUAUGAACGUGCCAGCCGGAGCAGGAGGGCAGCAAGUUGACUUAUCCACCGUACUGACCCCUGAAAUUAUGGCACCUAUUCUGGCAAAUACAGAGGUUCAAGAGCGUCUGCUGCCUUACCUCCCUUCAGGGGAAUCUCUACCACAGACAGCAGAGGAGAUCCAGAACACACUGACCUCUCCACAGUUCCAGCAGGCCCUGAGCAUGUUCAGCGCUGCCUUGGCUUCUGGGCAAUUGGGGCCUUUAAUGAGUCAGUUUGGCUUACCAGCUGAGGCAGUGGAUGCAGCAAACAAAGGUGAUGUAGAGGCCUUUGCUAAAGCAAUGCAAAACAAUGUCAAAUCUGACCAAAAGGAAGGAGACUCAAAGGACAAGAAGGAUGAAGAGGAAGACAUGAGCCUAGAUUAGGUUUCUUAACUCUUGUCUUAUGGAUACUCCUAGAUAUUAAACUUUAAGAUAAGCAGGA
Molecule: messenger RNA, 1309 nt
Organism: Pogona vitticeps (central bearded dragon)
Lineage: Eukaryota; Metazoa; Chordata; Lepidosauria; Squamata; Agamidae
Source: RefSeq, a predicted model, not a curated record